AUGUGGUACAUCAUGCAAAGUAUUCAGAGUAAAUACUCUUUGUCUGAGCGAUUGAUCAGAACCAUUGCCGCCAUCCGCUCCUUCCCGCAUGACAAUGUAGAAGACCUCAUCCGAAAGGGAGCUGAUGUAAACCGAAUGCAUGGCACUCUUAAACCGCUGCACUGUGCCUGCAUGGUGGCAGAUGCUGACUGCGUAGAGCUGCUCUUGGAGAAAGGGGCUGAGGUGAAUGCGCUGGAUGGGUACAACCGUACAGCUCUGCACUAUGCAGCAGAGAAGGAUGAGAGCUGUGUAGAGCUGCUACUGGAGUAUGGGGCACUGCCAAAUGCUUUGGAUGGGAACAAGGACACUCCUCUGCACUGGGCUGCUUUCAAAGAUAACCCUGAGUGUGUGCGGGCCCUGCUGGAGAGCGGGGCCUGUCCCAAUGCUAGGGACUACAAUAACGAUACCCCCCUGAGCUGGGCAGCUAUGAAGGGGAACCUGGAGAGUGUCAAAGUGCUGCUGGAGUAUGGUGCUCAGGUGCAUGUGACCAACCUGAAGGGGCAGACUCCCAUCUCGAGGCUGGUGGCUCUGUUAGCUCGAGGGCUGGGCACUGAACAGGAGGAGGAGUGUUUGGAGCUGCUUUGCCGUGCAGCAGGGCGGUUUGAGAUCCGGCGCGCUGACGGGACCCUCCCCCGGGAGCUCAGUAAAGACCCACAGCUGCUGGCAAGGUUGAGUAGCAUGGUGGCCCAGGCACCCUCUCUGCGCUCCCUGGCUCGAUGUACCGUGCGCCAGAGCCUUGGGGUACAGUUCCUCCCUGCUGCUGUGAAAGAACUGCCUUUACCUGAAACUGUCAAAGACUAUCUACUGCUGAGAGACUGA
Messenger RNA from Knipowitschia caucasica, 858 nucleotides. Lineage: Eukaryota; Metazoa; Chordata; Actinopteri; Gobiiformes; Gobiidae. The record is from the annotation of a GenBank genome assembly.